AGUUCCUAGCAGCGUUUCCCUUCAUGUCUGCGUUUAUGUGUGGACGGGAUUACUUUUUAAAACGAAAACGGAAAAUCUCCGUUUUCAAAAAUACCCGUGUACGUGUGGACGUAGCCUAAGACUCGUAAUGAAAGUACAGUAACGAUAGUUAGUUAGUGACUGAGCAGCCCGGUGCUUUUUUUCUUGAUUUCUUUAGUCAGGGUAAAUUUAUUCACCUCCACGGAAAGUUUCCCCGACAGCUGAGUGUUCAUCAAUGAUGCUAGUUAUGGAUUAGCUUACAAACACAUUUAACUUACCGAAAAUACUGCGGCGGUGUAAAAAUUCUCAACAAAGAAAUACAAAUUCAAACAUAAUGACAGAUUGCACAGCCACGAGUAAUCUGAAAAAUGCCACAGCAAACACUGUGAGGCAACUCCUUCAACAUUACAAAAACAACAUUACAAAAGAACAGUGGCAGAAAUUUCAGGCAGGUCACCCAGAUCGCGCCACUAUAGAUUCUAUAUGCAACAUGUUGGACCUGUGCUUGGAUUUGACAGGUGUAGCACUGAGGCCUGCCCAGGAAACAACCCCCAAAAAAAUCAGUGGCCCCCCAUGCCAAAACUUGUAGCUGCAAGGGACAUAUGCCCCGAAAACAUAAGGCCAUGAGGAAAAUUGUCCAGCUUUAACUAUUGGGGCCUGAUUUCCUUACGAAAACACCAAAAACCAAAAAUAAGCAGAAAACAAAACCAAAAAGAAGAGGGGGAGGAAUUUCAAGCAGGUUCCUCAGACAAAGACUCCCUCUCUGCUAAAACUUGUAGGUGCAAGAAACAAAUUCCCCCAAAAUAUAAGGUCAUUAAGAAAUUGUCUUGCUUUAACAACUGGAGCCUGAUUUCCAUACGAAAACACCUAACAACAAAAACUGACAAUAACACAGCCUCGAGUAAUCCAGACACUGACAGCAGUGAUGACACGAGUAAUCCAGACACUGACAGCAGUGAUGACACGAGUGUAGGUGUAGCACUGAGGCCUGCCCAGGAAACGAAUCCCCAAAAAUCAGUACACCUCCCUGCUAAAACUUGUAGCUGCAAGGAACAAAUGCCCCCAAAACAUGAGGAAAUUAAGAAAUUGUCUCGCUUUAACAAUUGGAGCCUGAUUUCCAUAAAAAUCCACCAAAAAACAAAAGAAGACAAUAAGACAGCCUUGAGUAAUCCAGUGACUGUCAGCAGUGAUCACAAGAGUAAUCCCAGACUUGGUAAUCCAGACAGUGUCAGCAGUGAUCACACAAGUAAUUCAGACAGUGAUCACACAAGUACUUCAGACAGUGUCAGCAGUGAUCAUACAAGUAAUUCAGACAGCAGUGAUCAUAAGCGUAAUCCCAGACUGGGUAAUUCAGACAGUCCCAGCAGUGAUCACACAAGUAAUUCAGACAGCAGUGAUCAUAAGCGUAAUCCCAGACUGGGUAAUUCAGACAGUGUCAGCAGUGAUCACAUAAGUAAUUCAGACAGCAGUGAUCAUAAGCGUAAUCCCAGACUGGGUAAUUCAGACAGUCCCAGCAGUGAUUACACAAGUAAUUCAGACAGCAGUGAUCAUAAGCGUAAUCCCAGACUGGGUAAUUCAGACAGUGUCAGCAGUGAUCACAUAAGUAAUUCAGACAGCAGUGAUCAUAAGCGUAAUCCCAGACUGGGUAAUUCAGACAGUGCCAGCAGUGAUCACAUAAGUAAUUCAGACAGCAGUGAUCAUAAACGUAAUCCCAGACUGGGUAAUUCAGACAGUGCCAGCAGUGAUCAUAAGAGUAAUCCCAGAGUGGGUAAUUCAGACAGUGCCAGCAGUGAUCAUAAAAGUAAUCCCAGACUGGGUAAUUCAGACAGUCCCAGCAGUGAUCACACAAGUAAUUCAGACAGCAGUGAUCAUAAGCGUAAUCCCAGACUGGGUAAUUCAGACAGUGUCAGCAGUGAUCACAUAAGUAAUUCAGACAGCAGUGAUCAUAAGCGUAAUCCCAGACUGGGUAAUUCAGACAGUGCCAGCAGUGAUCAUAAGAGUAAUCCCAGACUGGGUAAUUCAGACAGUCCCAGCAGUGAUCACACAAGUAAUUCAGACAGCAGUGAUCAUAAGCGUAAUCCCAGACUGGGUAAUUCAGACAGUGUCAGCAGUGAUCACAUAAGUAAUUCAGACAGCAGUGAUCAUAAGCGUAAUCCCAGACUGGGUAAUUCAGACAGUGCCAGCAGUGAUCAUAAGAGUAAUCCCAGACUGGGUAAUUCAGACAGUGCCAGCAGUGAUCAUAAGAGUAAUCCCAGACUGGGUAAUUCAGACAGUCCCAGCAGUGAUCACACAAGUAAUUCAGACAGCAGUGAUCAUAAGCGUAAUCCCAGACUGGGUAAUUCAGACAGUGUCAGCAGUGAUCACAUAAGUAAUUCAGACAGCAGUGAUCAUAAGCGUAAUCCCAGACUGGGUAAUUCAGACAGUGUCAGCAGUGAUCACAUAAGUAAUUCAGACAGCAGUGAUCAUAAGCGUAAUCCCAGACUGGGUAAUUCAGACAGUGUCAGCAGUGAUCACAUAAGUAAUUCAGACAGCAGUGAUCAUAAGCGUAAUCCCAGACUGGGUAAUUCAGACAGUCCCAGCAGUGAUCACACAAGUAAUUCAGACAGCAGUGAUCAUAAGCGUAAUCCCAGACUGGGUAAUUCAGACAGUGUCAGCAGUGAUCACAUAAGUAAUUCAGACAGCAGUGAUCAUAAGCGUAAUCCCAGACUGGGUAAUUCAGACAGUGUCAGCAGUGAUCACAUAAGUAAUUCAGACAGCAGUGAUCAUAAGCGUAAUCCCAGACUGGGUAAUUCAGACAGUGUCAGCAGUGAUCACAUAAGUAAUUCAGACAGCAGUGAUCAUAAGCGUAAUCCCAGACUGGGUAAUUCAGACAGUGUCAGCAGUGAUCACACAAGUAAUUCAGACAGCAGUGAUCAUAAGCGUAAUUCCAGACUGGGUAAUCCAGACAGUGUCAGGAGUGAUCACACAAGUAAUUCAGACAGUGAUCACAUAAGUAAUUCAGACAGUGAUCACACAAGUAAUUCAGACAGUGAUCACACAAGUAAUUCAGACAGUGAUCACACAGCAACCUCUACAGAAAUCACAGCAGAAAACAUAAAAAAUGGGGGAUCGGUCAUUGUGAAUAAAGCAACGGUUAACCAAUUUAAUAUCUAUAACCUAGAAUUGCAAAAAUACAGAUUUUUGGUGGAAAACUGUCUGGAAGAACUUGUUAUGCGGCUUGCAAAAAAAUCAGGCCAGGUCAUUAGUCGGAACAUAGUUUUCGCCAUCGCCAACCGGCUUGCAACCCAAAUCUGUGCUGAAAUCACAGAUGAAUUUUAUAAUAUCCCCAUAGCGAAGUUCCAAAACUUCCACAAGGUGAUUUACAAAGCCCUCUGUAAAAGGUGGAAAAAUCCCAAAAAUAUUCUGGAAUUUAUGGCAUCGGAUUGUCCAGAGCACAACAUCACAAUUGUUAACAUUUUCAUGGACAAGGCAGCCAAACUGUCUACAAAACCAAGUCGCAUACGUCGUUUUUUCGCAUUUGUAGGCCGAAUGUUCACCAGGAAAUGAAAUAAGGUUUCUGUAAUGUAGGGAAAUCCUGAUAUAGACUCAAAACAUUUUUCUAAAACUAAUUAGAGACUUUAAAUUGGCUAGUUUUAAAAUCAUAAUGGCUCUUUAAUCGAUCGAGUCAUUUCUGAAAACCUUGACAGGUCGCAGCAGAUGGCCCCGCCCCUCACUGAGCCUGGUUCUGCUGAAGGUUUCUUCCUAUUAAAAGGGAGUUUUUCCUUCCCACUGUCGCCUAGUGCUUGCUCAGAGGGGUUUGUCUGUUGGGUUUUCUUUUUAACCCUGGAGAACCCAUGGGGUCAAAUUUGACUCCAUGGUUUCCCUUGAAAACCAAUGGGGUCGGAUCUGACCCCAUGGGUUCUCCAGGGUUAAUACUAUAAGGUAACAAACUCACAGUAAUACACUGUAAAGUUGUUACCUUACAGUAUGAAGCGCCUUAAAAAGACCAUCAUUUCAUUUCCUUUGGCGCGAUACAGACUGAAGUGAAUUGAACUACCAACAUAACUAAUUUAGCACUUCAAGUUAAAAUCAAUAAAAAUGUAAAAUUUUA
This is a messenger RNA of Oreochromis aureus, 4108 nucleotides long. Its product is annotated as dentin sialophosphoprotein-like. The coding region runs from base 1075 to 3564 and encodes 829 amino acids. The record is from RefSeq and is a predicted model, not a curated record. The transcript has 2 exons. Lineage: Eukaryota; Metazoa; Chordata; Actinopteri; Cichliformes; Cichlidae.